AUGCUCUCUUUCACUAUGUUGCACUUGUUACUCUCAGUUUCUAUUCCAGUUGCAUUUGUUACUAUCUCUUUCUCUCUCACUAAUGCACUUAUUACUCUUUUCACUUAUUAUGCUCUCUUUCACUAUGUUGCACUUGUUACUUUCAGUUUCUAUUCCAGUUGCAUUUGUUUUUCUCUCUCUCUUUCACUAAUGCAAUUUAUUACUUCCUCUUGCUGUUGCCCAUUAUUAUGCUCUCUUCACUAUGUUUUGUUACUUCCAGUUUCUAUUCCAGUUGCAUUUGUUACUCUCUCUCUCUCUCUCACUAAUGCACUUAUUACUCACUCUCUUGCUGUUGCCCUUAUUAUGCUCUCUUUCACUAUGUUGCACUUGUUCCUCAGUUUCUAUUCCAGUUGCAUUUGUUACUCUCUCUCUCUCUCACUAAUGCACUUAUUACUCACUCUCUUGCUGUUGCCCUUAUUAUGCUCUCUUUCACUAUGUUGCACCUUCAUUUUCUAUUCCAGUUGCAUUUGUUACUCUCUCUCUCUCUUCUCACUAAUGCACUUAUUACUCACUCUCUUGCUGUUUUAUUAUGCUCUCUUCACUAUGUUGCACUUGUUACUGUCUUUUUUUCUAUUGCAGUUGCAUUUGUUACUCUCUCUCAGUUGCACUUGUUACACUAAUUCUCUCUCACUCAGUGUUACACUUGUUACUUUCUCUCUUACUCUCUCUUAUUGUUGCACUUAUUACACUCUUUUUCUGUAG
Molecule: messenger RNA, 741 nt
Organism: Acanthosepion pharaonis
Lineage: Eukaryota; Metazoa; Mollusca; Cephalopoda; Sepiida; Sepiidae
Source: the annotation of a GenBank genome assembly